This is a messenger RNA of Trypanosoma conorhini, 1590 nucleotides long. Its product is annotated as lipoate-protein ligase. Gene Ontology annotation, cellular component: cytoplasm. Gene Ontology annotation, molecular function: lipoate-protein ligase activity; lipoyltransferase activity. Gene Ontology annotation, biological process: protein lipoylation. The record is from RefSeq and is a predicted model, not a curated record. Bases 1 to 1590 code for a protein of 529 amino acids. The transcript has a single exon. Lineage: Eukaryota; Euglenozoa; Kinetoplastea; Trypanosomatida; Trypanosomatidae.
AUGCGGCGUGUGCAGUGUUGCCUGCUCCCCGCCACGACGACGUUGUCCUCCUUCCUCGCACGCCACGCGGCAGCCGCACACCCGGGGCGCCAGCUGACGGCAAACCGUGCGAGUGUGGGGCUCGUGUCAGACUCGCGUUGCAUCUUUGAAAAUCUGGCGGUGGAGGAGGCGCUGCUGCGCGGUAUUGUGCUGCCGCCUGGGCAGCAGUUGUUGUUUUCGUACGUAAACAGCCCGUGCGUGGUUAUUGGCCGCAAUCAGAACUACCUGCAGGAGGUUGCAGUUGCCGCUGCGAGCCGCGAUGGCGUGGCUGUCGCGCGGCGGAGCUCCGGUGGAGGGGCGGUGUACCACGACGCGGGAAAUGUGUGCCUCUCUUUUUUCACGCACCGUGACGCGUACCACCCGGAGAGGACGAUUCAAAUCGUUCGCUUGUUUCUCUGCCGCGCCUUCGACAUCUGCCCAGAGCGGCUGACCACAACGUGCCGGCACGACUUAUUUCUUGACGGGAAAAAAAUCACAGGCUCCGCGAUGCGGGUGCAGCGCGACAUCGCGUACCACCACUGCACUUUGCUCGUCGCGUCUUGUCGCGAGCGCGUCGGCGCGUACCUGCGCCCGGAAGGCCAGUACGUCUCCUUCACCACCUCGUCCAUCGUCUCGGUUCGCUCACCGGUCACGACGCUGCAGCUUUCCGGCGUUCUGCCGCGGUUUUGCUGCAGCGGUGACCAAAGUCAAAACGGCAAUACGGACAGUAAUGACGACGUGGUGCGGUGCACUCAAAAUGCACUGCUGGACUUCUUCCUUUGUCACGGUGGUGAAAUUAUUUCGCACCAGUCGCCGUGGGAAAUAGAGCCGUCUGCGCUCCUUUGGCCGAAGAGUGUGGAGGCGAAGGAAGAUGAGGUAAAAACGUUGCCUGCUCCGAGGGAAGACGUUUGCGUGUUUAAUCUUCUCAGCACGCCGCAGGAGGAUACCCCCAUCGUGGACGCUGAGGGUCGCAGACCGGUCGCCGGGUCCUCGAAGACGUUGCGUGAGGAGGUGGACCGUUUGCGCUCGGCCGAUUGGAUGUUUUCUAUGCCCAAGUUCACGACGUGUGUCGCCGUUACCGUGGCGGAUCUGCUUACAUUUCAGCAGGACGCCCGUGGUCACCCGCGCCUUCCCGCGGAGGUCAUUCUGUACUUGAUGCAGGGCCACGCUCAGUUUGAGGUCACGACAGUUGUCGAAAAGCGCCGCAUAACAGCUCUGACGACGCGUUGGGCGGAAAGCACGGCGGCUGACGCGGGAGAAGCAUGGUGCGCAAAUGUGCUUCGUGUGCUGCUGGAAGGCGUCAACGUGGAUGAUGUCACUCUGAGCGUGAGUGAGGACGACGCGGUGCUUCUGGCGGCGCUCCAGUUUGAGUGUUUCGAUGUCAUGAAUGGUGUGCCUCUCCCACCUGUUGCGGCAACGUCUGCUGCUGCUGACUGCAGCAGGAGCGGUUUGGAUGGGCAAUCGGCUGUGCUUCUUUUUCUACAGACGCUGCUCUGUGUAUGGCGCGCUAAGAAUGUCUUUGUCCCCGUAAGCACCGGAGAGCGGAGUGUGUCGUCCGCAGCGUCGGAGUGA